Molecule: messenger RNA, 634 nt
Organism: Mycetomoellerius zeteki
Lineage: Eukaryota; Metazoa; Arthropoda; Insecta; Hymenoptera; Formicidae
Exons: 3
Coding region: 1-465 (154 amino acids)
Source: RefSeq, a predicted model, not a curated record
AUGGGCAUUAGCUUCAUUUCGUUGGUCGUGGUGGCUGUGGUAUCGAUAAUUACUGGUAGUUUUGGAUGUUUCAUCGGAAAGAGGAGUACUACGGAUGACGAUACUACCAAUAUCGAUUAUCCCGAUUAUUCGCCUAAAAACGAGGAUUAUCCGGUAGUGCCAAAAAGGGCGGCUCUAUUAUUUGAUCAAUUAAUGGUAGCUCUACAGAAGGUUGUUGAUAAUCAGGGAAAAGGUUCAGUUGGAAGCAACAAUUUAGUUGGAAGUAAAGGUUCAACUAGAAAUAAAAUUUCAAUUGGAAGUACAGGUAUAAGCAAGCCACCAGCACAUCAUUUCCAAGCCGUCAACUCGGAAAUCAUCCCUAUGGUGGAUGAUCAAACGAUGGAUCUGCAACGACGUGGACUAGCCCAGAGUGAGCUCUUCUGGCGCUGUUACUUCAAUGCCCUCGCAUGCUUUAGGAAGAAGUGAUAAUGACCACACCGCCCUCAGUUCUUCUCAACCCCCAAAGAUCGAAAGAGUGCGCGAAAUUUCGUAUCAUUUCCUCGACUUAGCUGCAACAGCACGACGAGUAGCAGUGCUUUCCUGGCUAGAGUGUCAAGAAAAUCAGUGAAGAAUCAAAAAUGUACAGUAGCACAAA